AUGGAAAAUUAGUCUACAUUUAAUUGUUUGAUAAUUAACAUAUGUUACUUGGAAGGUUGAUACCUUGACAAUGAAUUUAAUUGAAUAGACAGAAAAUUUUAUGAAUAAACUUCUCAUUUACAAUAUUGAAUAUCAAUAGAAAUCUUUAAAAUAUGUCGGCAUUUGAAUGAUGGAUCAGAAUCCAAGCUAAUAAAUAUAUCAUAUUUUCCAUUUCAUUUGAAUUUUUUCAAUUUUUCAAAUCUUACAAUGUAAAUAUUAAUACAUAAAAGUAACUCUUUAUUUAAUCUACACUUUCUAAUUCAAUUUAUUUAGUUUUUUCUUCAAUUGGAAAACCUAUCAUCUAUUCCAACUAUUCUAAAAUAACACUUUUAUUUAAAAGUUUGAAUAAAGCAUGUGCUUUUAUUAUUUUAGUUUAUCAAGAUAGAGUUGAAAUUGGAGAUUAAUUGCUUAUAUUUUAACAAUUUAGUAAUCAAAAGCAAUUCAAACAGUUAGUGGAUACAAUAAUAAAUAUUAAGGUAAUUUGGCAGUAAUUUCAAUGUUGUUAUAACAAGUAGGAUCCAGAAUAAAUAAACUUUAUGAAUGUAUUAGCAAUUCGAUUUUAAUUUUACAGGAAAACUAAAACCAAUAGAAAAUUUCGAGAUUGA
Messenger RNA from Paramecium sonneborni, 644 nucleotides. The record is from the annotation of a GenBank genome assembly. NCBI's taxonomy places the organism in Eukaryota, Ciliophora, Oligohymenophorea, Peniculida, Parameciidae.